This is a messenger RNA of Naumovozyma castellii, 2010 nucleotides long. RefSeq names its product double-stranded DNA-dependent ATPase (gene IRC3). Bases 1 to 2010 code for a protein of 669 amino acids. Lineage: Eukaryota; Fungi; Ascomycota; Saccharomycetes; Saccharomycetales; Saccharomycetaceae. The record is from RefSeq and is a predicted model, not a curated record. The transcript has a single exon.
AUGUUAAAAGGACUAAUUAAACAUUCUCUCAAAUUCUUAAUUACAAGGCGUUUCUAUUCUGCGCCAGUCCUUCGAGAUUAUCAGCAAGAUGCCAUCGAUGCUUGUAUUAAAUCCAUAAAACAGGGACAAAAUAGAAUAGGUGUAUCAUUGGCCACAGGUGGUGGUAAAACUGUUAUAUUCUCCAAUCUAAUUGAUCAGGUGAGGAGGCUACAUAAGACUCCAAUAUUUAGGACACUGAUUCUAGUUCAUAGAAGAGAGUUAGCAUUGCAAGCUACUAGGACUAUUAAGAAAUUUUUCCCAAAUUUUCGUGUAAAUAUUGAAAUGGGGAAAUAUGUAUGUGAAGUCAAUGAUUCAGAUGUUAUUGUUGCCUCUGUUCAGUCGUUGAUUAGAAGAUUAGAUAAAUAUACACCGGGUGAUAUAAAUCUGAUCAUUAUUGAUGAGGCUCAUCAUGCGGUGGCAGACUCAUAUGUGAAGAUUCUAGAUCAUUUCAAUGUUGCCAAGCCCGGUGGUAUUAUUCCAGUGGUUGGAUUUAGUGCCACUUUCGAAAGAGCUGACCAUAGGGCUUUAUCGAAUGUAAUGGACGAAAUUGUAUACCAUAGAGGGAUCGUGGAGAUGAUAGAUGAUAAAUGGUUAUGUGAGGGAAAGUUUACAACAGUGAAUGUGGAUGUUGAUCUUGCCAAUGUAGAUAGCAACUUUCAAGAUUUCAGACUAGACAGUCUAUCUCAAGUGAUGAAUACCAAGGAGGUUAGUGAAGCUAUUCUGAAAACGUAUUUACAUAAACAGCAAGAACAUGAUUUGAAAUCAACAUUAUUAUUUGGUGUCGACAUUGCACAUGUUAAUACAUUAAAUGAUCUAUUUACAAAAAAUGGUAUAAAAUCCAAUUAUGUUGUUUCAACAACGAAGGACACAUACAGAGAUGAUGUAAUUCGUGAUUUUCGAGAAGGGAAAAUAAAUGUUCUCAUGAACUGUGGUAUCUUUACGGAGGGAACAGAUAUACCAAACAUUGAUUCCAUUCUGUUGUGCAGGCCAACCAAAUCGCGUCCACUACUUGUCCAAAUGGUUGGUCGUGGCUUAAGGCUGCAUGACACUAAGAAAUAUUGCCACAUCAUUGACUUUGUCGGGUCAUCAAAUGUCGGUGUUGUAUCCAUACCUACCCUCACGGGUAUAGAUGCGUAUGAUGGUGAAUUAGAUGAUGCUACAUUGAGUGAUUUGCGUGAACUAAAGGAGGAGAUGGCUCUACAGGCGGAAAAGAAGAAGCAAGAAUUUAUAAAGGAUGAGGAAAGGAAACUUGCGAUGGAAGAAUCUUUUCAAAACAAGUUGAAAGACGUUGACGCCUUAGAGUUAACUUUAACCAGCUAUGAUGACUUUAAGAGCUUCAUCCAAAGAAGUGCUUUUUCGUCAAACAUAGAUGGACUUUCAGAUAGUCAAAAGGAGGUGAAGUUUCUACAUUCAUCGCAAUACCCAUGGGUCAAGUUUUCCGCUGGUGGUUGGGCACUACCUAUACAAUACGGAAACCACCUAAGAAUUUAUAAGGUGAAGAAGAAAGGAAAAAUUACUCAUGAAAAUUCAACAGGUGCUUAUACAUUGAAGUUGUAUCGAAAAAUCCCAUAUAUGAAUGAAAACUUGGGUGUGAAGUUUGUUCCAAGAACUAUUAUAUCUAGUGUAGACCUAUUACAGAUCAUUGGGAAGGUUGAGGAAUUAUUCAAAGAGCUGCACAGGAAGGAACUGCCUGAUAGAGUCACACCAGUUAAGAAUUAUACGAAGUUCGCCAAAUGGAGAACACAGCCAGCAACCGUCAAACAACAAAGUUUCAUAAAGAAGAAGCUGCUUAAUGAAUUUAAUAAGCAUCAGGAGAUAUUUCAGGGAAUCUCUCAUUUAGAUAUCGAAAGAUAUGUAGAUUCAUUGUCAAAGGGUAACGGAUCGAAUAUUUUGUUUGCAAUUAGUAUAGCACCGGUAUAUCCUAUUCGGGCUUUACUGCAAGCACUGAAAUACAAAAAGGCUCCUCAAUAA